Messenger RNA from Pieris brassicae (large cabbage white), 7976 nucleotides. RefSeq names its product mediator of RNA polymerase II transcription subunit 13 (gene skd). Gene Ontology annotation, biological process: regulation of transcription by RNA polymerase II. The coding region runs from base 130 to 5442 and encodes 1770 amino acids. Gene Ontology annotation, molecular function: transcription coregulator activity. Gene Ontology annotation, cellular component: mediator complex. The transcript is spliced from 27 exons. The record is from RefSeq and is a predicted model, not a curated record. NCBI's taxonomy places the organism in Eukaryota, Metazoa, Arthropoda, Insecta, Lepidoptera, Pieridae.
UUUCCAGUCGCCAUUGAAAGGUGAAAACUUCACUAAAUGUCGGUGAUGAUUUUAAGAUUUUGAGUGGUUUCUUUUAGUUUGAACCUGUUUUUAGUGUUGUGAUAUGAAAAUGAAGUGUCCUGGACUACCAUGACGCAUCAAAAUCACCAAACAAACGGUGCUAGUCUCGAGGAUUGCCACACAAACUUCUUCGCCUUGACUGAACUUCACGGAAUAAAAUGGCGUAAGCUAGUAUGGGGCGAGACAAGCGGCGGCGGCGAGACCGAGGAUGGGGCGGCGCCUCUGGCCGAUCCUGUGAUCAGCAGCUAUGCGCGGUGUCUUGCUGGAGACAUACUGUGCGUAUGGCGUCGUGUGCCAGCCCCGCAACCACUCGACUUAGAUAUGAGUACGCCUGCGCCGCCGCCGCUUUCCCUGCGAGCCUCCAAGGAACUGUGGAUUUUCUGGUACGGCGAGGAGCCCGAUCUCACCGGACUCGUCGCUUCCGAACUACUGGAGAGUCAGGGUGACCAGGGUUCCUGGGAAAGUGGACUGUCGUACGAGUGUCGGUCUCUUCUAUUCAAAGCUCUCCAUAAUCUCAUUGAAAGAUGUUUGCUAUCGCGGGACUUUGUGAGGCUCGGAAAGUGGUUUGUGCAACCGUACGAUGGGGACGAAGAAGACGUGGGCAAAAGCCCGUGGCAUUUGUCUUUCUCGUUUGCGUUCUUUCUGCACGGCGAGAGUACUGUGUGCGCGUCAGUUGAUGUUCGACAGCAUCCGCCAGUGCGUACGCUCACCGCUAAAAGGCUUGCACGGUUGCACGCUCCGCACGCUCAUUCGCCAAAGGAUAACAAGGUGAUUCUGGCGCCAUUCGGACUGGAAGGCCGCGUGACUGGCAGGGAGUGGACAGACUCAGAUCCCGCUACUGCCCGUUUGCUCGACGCCUGGAGGCAUCUCUAUCCUUUGGAGCAAGCUACUGCUGCUGUAGAGGUGGAAUGUGGCGGCGUGCGCAUGCGUUACCCGGUGCCGUACGUGCUCGUGACGGAGAUGGAGGCGCAUCCGGGCACUCCCCCACCCGCAGCGGAGCUCGCUGCACGCACGCUUCGUUCGCUCACUACGCCCGUAGCCCAUCAGACUCCCGAGUUGAGCUUUGCCGAGACAUCGGGGGACCCGAGUGACGACUUCGUAGACCCAACACGCAAAACUAAUUGCGCCUGCGCAAAAGUAAAUAACUGCAGUGGUGGUAAUGGUCGCGGGACGUGUUCGCCGGCAAGUUGCGGUGGGGCUUCGCCUGCUGCGCCCGGCUCGGCGCCUUCUCCCCAUCACACCACCUUACCUUCGCAUCAGGGUCCAAACGUACCCACGACGCUGCAUACGCCAGCUCCAACGCCCGACCCACUGGCUCCACCCACUCCCGCUCCGCCUUCACAUCAUAAUCAUAAGCUGUUUACUCAGGGCGACUCACCACCGGCGGGCAGCACGUUAAGUACAACGGGCGGGCAGUCGCCCAGUGCGGCGGGGGCGGGGGCGGGCACUGGGACAGCCCCGGUGCCCUUGCCGCGGCGACCGCUCCUACCCGCUGCUGAAAAGCGGCUAGACCCGCUAGAGGAUGAACACUCGCUGCAUAUGCUCUACGAUUAUACCACCGUUCACGCCUGGCUGGAGCACCCAGUGAAGCGGUUCAAAAGUGACGAGAACAAGUUCCGCGAGGAGUUGGUGCUGGGUACGACCGGCGUUGAUUUGUACGCGGGACAAGAGUACACACGCCCACCGGACUACAUACACAGAGUUGAUAUCAAACAGGAGAAAGUCGAACAGGAGGAUGUAAAGGACUACAAAAACCUAUUUAGAUUGGACGGUCUGUGUCCGACGUACAAAGAUUUGGAACAGAUUUUUGACAACUCCGACGACGCCGCUAGCGGCGAUGAGACGGUAAGACUUUUACAAGUGCAAACGCCACCGGACUCGAAUAAGUCAUCAGAAGUGCGCUGCGUACGUGCAGAAGAGCUAAGUAAGAUGUUCCCGACGCCGCCCAGUAUGGAGGCGCACGCGCAGUCCUCACCCGGUUUUUGUGCUGACGAGACCAUAACUGCCGGAACACUCACACGUCAUGGAAGUCCGCCUAGAGACCCGAUCGAAGAUUGGUCGUAUGUAUUCAAGCCAGCAACCGUAUACAAGUACGUGGGGUCAUCGAAAUACGCCCCCUUGACUACGUUACCCAGUCAGCUGUUACCGCCCGUGGUAUUGCCGCCUCACGCCGUGUAUCGCCCGCGAUGGCAGCACGACUCUAACACGACAGAACAUGAUGCGUCGCAUGCGCAUGCAACGACGGAAGCAGGCGCAACAACUACAAGCAACACCACAACCACCACCGGUGGGGUUAAGCGAGCUCUAUCGACGACGUCAAGUACGGGACGGCCUCGGGCCCUCGCCUCCCCUCGCCGAGCUGCACCCCCACCGCCCUCCCCCGCCUCACCUCGCACCCCUGCACCCGCCUGUCCCUUACUUCUGAACGUACUUCUCGCGGACACGGUGCUCAAUGUCUUCAGAGAUCACAACUUUGACAGUUGCACACUGUGCGUCUGCAACGCUAGUGAACGGAGCGUGGGAAACAUUCGAGGCGCGGAUGCAUCUACUUAUUUGAGUGGCGUGGAAUGGGGAGGCGCAGACGAAGAGCAAACUCGAUGUUCGUGUGGUUUUAGCGCUGUCGUUAAUAGACGACUCGCACACCGCGCUGGACUCUUUUACGAGGACGAAUUGGAGAUAACUGGCGUAGCGGAAGAGCCGCGGCGUCGCGGCGCGGGUGACGCGUUAGGCGAAGUGGCUAGCGUGGUGGUGGCGCUGUGCGCUGCACCAGCUGCCUCCGCCGCCUCUGCGCUGUCUCGCGCCGCGAGGAGGGCUGCCGCGGCCCUUGCCCCGACCCACACCGACACGCGGCUCAACCUGCUCGAAUACUCAGAUGGCGGUGCGGCAGCAAUGUGUGCGCUACGUGCGGCAGCUGGCGGCGCUUUGUCCAUUACGGCCACUAAGAACAAGAAUGGAAUCACGAUGGGGGCGGUGCAUCGAUGGCCCUUCAUUGGUGCGCGUGCGCCGCGAUCUUCAAGGGAUGUUGUAAGAUUAAUGCGCCGCCUCCGACCAUUACUGCAAGACGCGAUACAGAAGCGUUGCGCGGGCGCUCGUAUGUGGGACGGGGUGACUGGGCCGCUCACGUGGCGACAGUUCCACCUUUUAGCUGGCCGAGGCAACGAAGAUCGCUGCGAGCCACAACCGGUCCCUCCGCUGCUUGUAGGCCACGAUCGGGACUGGGUUUCUCUAUCUCCUUACGCGCUUCGGCAUUGGGAGCGGUUGGCCCUAGAACCUUAUUCGUAUAGCCGGGAUAUUGCGUACGUUGUACUCGCUGCAGACGGUGACGCACUCACUGAGCCGGUGCGGACGUUCUUUAGAGAGCUCUCGGCGGCCUAUGAAGCGGCGAAGCUGGGAAGGCAUCAACCGAUAUCCAGGAUAGCGAGGGACGGUAUUGUGAGGACUGCGCCAGCUGAAAUUGAUAGGGAUACAAAUUGCGAGGAAUGGACGGGCGAGUUACCACCGGGGCGUUUGGGAGAAUACGUGCGCGCGUACGCAGAGACCUUGCGGGCGAACCUAGUACCGCAACUAGCCGCUUUAAACGUCGAUAAGACGUUGUUCGAAUCACCAAAUAGCACAGGAGCAAUGCGACCGCCAGCUGCGCCUGACAGACCGGAUACUCCGGGUGGGGCGAGUGGAACAGAGCCUGAAAUAGAUAGCGGAACGGGCGGAUUGGGCACGGCGAGCAGCGCCUGGGAAGAAGAAGAGGGCGGUCCCCCCGCCCUCGUGCUCUAUGUUGUGGAGCCACCUGCAGCACAUGCGCAUCGCACACGAGCGUUGCACGCCCUGUUACGACUUGUUGCGCAGGCGCACCAUCAUCUUCAUCACCACAAUCCCCUUAUCAAGAUCAUAUCCCUGGAGGGUGUAUGCGAGACGUGGUGUGGGGCGGGCGGUGGUGGAGCUGCGAGUGAGCCGGGUCUCGUAGCAGAACUUCGCGCACUCGCCUUUAGCGUGUUCGCGAGCGCACGCCGCAACCUAGCGCACACGCCCACCGGGAAAUCGCUCACGGGCUUCGGCACUGCUGCGGAUGCUAAUCUCUUCGUUUCUAAUAAAGACGAGAAAAAUCGCGCGCCGUACCGUCUCUUUUCACCGGCGUGGGUGCUGGCUCCACCUCGCGCACCAAAAGAAGUGGCAGAGACAUGGGGACAGGCGGGCGAACAUGGCGCCGUACUUUACGUGGCCUACUGCCUCUCCCACGACCAGCGCUGGUUGCUCGCUUCUGCCACUGAUGCACGCGGGGAGCUACUCGACACCGCCGCUAUUAAUAUCUAUGUACCUGCCAGAUCGCGCCGAAAACGCGGUGGUCCUGCACGAAGGCAUGGGCUGACGAAGCUGAUGGAUUUCGCGUUGGGCGUAAUGUCACAGGCCGCUCAACCUUGGAGGCUGGUAGUGGGACGAGUAGGGCGGAUAGGGCAUGGCGAGCUCAAAGGUUGGAGUUGGCUGCUGUCCAGGCCAAAUCUGUCUCGCCUGUCAACCACGCUGCGCGAGAUGUGCGGCAGCUGCUCGCUCCUGUAUCCCACGGGGGCACCCUGCAUCCUUUCUGCCUGUCUUGUGUCUACCGAGCCCGAUCCCUGUCUGCGACUCAUGGCCGACCGCUUCACACCCGACGAGCGCUUUUCGAAGGCUUCCAUUCAAUCCCACCUGCACACGCCACGCGACGUCACCGCCACGCACAUUCUCGUCUUCCCCACGUCGGCCACCACGCAGUCCAACCAAAUGCCCUACGAACAGCCCGCCGCCAACGGCGAGGAAAACGACAUGCUGCUCAUCGGACUAGAGAUGGUCGACGAGGACAUCGGCGAGGAUCAGAUGACUGACCUACUCAUCACCGACAUGUUCCAAUGCUGGCAGGGCGGGGGCUCCCCGCGUCGAGACGAUGAGCCCGGUAGCCGCGAGGGAAGCCCGCCCGGUGGGCCGGCUACCGCAGCCGUCGGAGCUUACGCCCGCGACCACGAGCCGCAACCCGAGCAAGUCGGCACGGUGCUCCAACAGCCGCUGGCGCUGGGCUACCUGGUGUCGACGGCUCCGCUCGGUUCCAUGCCCGCUUGGUGGUGGGCAGGCUGCGCACACCUGCGCGACGCUUGCCCCGCCUUCCUCAAGAACGCGCUGCACCUACAGUGCAGCCUUUUGCCUAACGAUGACUACGCCUUCACUCAGCGCCGCGAUCACAAUGCGCAUCCUCUCGAUUCUACCACCACCACUGAUGUACUCAGAUACGUAUUAGAGGGAUACAACGCCUUGUCGUGGCUAGCACUGGACGGCACCACUCACGACCGGAUGUCCUGUCUACCACUGCACGUGCAGGUCCUUAUGCAGCUUUAUCACACCGCAGCCGCUCUCGGCUGAAGAUAAAAUAGAGACCGCGUGUGCCACCUAACCCACGCAACUCGGGACUUCAAUGACUAUAGCGGACAUUCACUGCCAGUGAUCGACUCUUCAAUGUACAAUUUGUAAGACGCCGAUCUUUAAGAUAUAGGCAAAACUUUACGAACUUAAGAAGUCGUAUUAAACCAGAAUUAGAGAAUGAUGCGAAUAGCAUAUAACAGAUGUCAUUUUAAAAACUGAUCAAUUCUAAGCGAUUUAUAUUAUUGAAAAACUUCAACAACAGUAAACAUUAGCUCUUAAUUCAAUUAUAGCUUUAAAUGCUUGUCUUUUAUGAGCACAAAACAAAUUAAAACAUCCAAGGUUCUUGCAGGCUGGUGUAUUUAAUAGCUAGCUCUGUAUUAUAUUUUAGCGUUAAAACUAAAGAAUUUUGUAAAGAAACAAAUCCAAAAAGCUUAUUCCUCAUUUGUCUUCAAUUAUUUUAUGUAUUGUGCCAAUUUUACUUCUAAAAUAUUACCAAAAUAGAUUUUUUUAUUUCGUGUUAAAUAUGGUGUAAGUAUUGUAUUAUAAAAGAGAUUAAGCUCGGUUUAACCAAAUACAACACAAACGACUAGAGAAUAUAUCUUAAUAUAAGCCAUGUUCUAGAAUGUUCUAGUAAAUAAUCUCGAAGGUCCAAUUUGCUAAUUAACACCUGCGUCGUGUUAGUCGUAAGGGCAUUUUAUACGUGCGAUAAUAAUUACUCUUCCAUUUAUGUCUUUCUGUUAUAUUCUUCCAUAUUGAUUCCGUUCAACAGUUUCCGAAAAGUACCUCAUUUUCAUCAAUUCAACAUUUAUUCCUUUGAAUAUUGUUAGUAAUAUUUCUAAGUAUAUUUGAUUCAUAUAAUAUAUCCAUAGUCGAGUGCUUAAUUUACUAUAAAGUACACUUAGGUCCGUAUCCCAAAACGAGAAUCAAACUUAAAUCUAAUAUUAAGAUCUGUCAUAUCGGAGUUGACACAUUACUCGAGACUAGAUUUUAACUUGAAAUAUGGUUUGAAUUAUGGAAUUUUAGUAUCAUGUCACAAUAGAUAUAGACGUUUUCGUGUUUCCCUCCCGUCUUCUCAUUAGUUUAAUUAUAACUCCACAAACUCUAGAAAUUGUAAAUGUGUUGUUGUAUUGUACUGUAUAUAUUUGCAAUGUUUUAUUUAUCAAACCGGUAUCAAUUACCAAAGUUAGAUAUUUCUUUUAAGAAGUUUUUAGAUAUUUUUAAACAUUUUUAGAGAUUGCAUCACAGGGUUAUUUUUAUCAAUUAAAAUCAAAAUUAUGUUAUAUUCUUUCCAAAUAUGUAAAACAAUAUUUAUUUGGUUAUUUUAUGUUCAAAUGAUGAAAUUCGUAGAUAUAGUGACCGUUUUAGGUCAAAUCAGUUUAUAAAUUGGGAGCAAAUGGCAAUUUUCAAAAGUGUUAUGACAAGAUUUUUACUAGGAAAAUUUUUGCUACAUUAUAUAAUAUAAUAUAACCAACUGCCAAGCGUGAGCGAACUCAGGUGGAUGGAACCUUUUAACCACCGUCAACACUGUUUUCUUAUGUACAUGUACCUCUUGGGUUUUAAGUAAUUAGGAACACCAAUAGUUAGAUUUACAAUAGAUAAUACAUGAGUUAGGGUCACAUUUGAAUUAGCAUUUGUAUAUUUAGAAAUCGUUUUAUAUAAAAUAUUUAAAUGUAAUUAUGAUGAGAAAAUGUUGGUUCGUCGAAUCUCGGGCAGUUUGGUAGUUAUAUGAAAUUUUCUAUUUUAAUAUAUUUAAUGUUAAAGUCAAUAUUGUAGAGGUGUGAAGUUGUUAUACAUGUAUAAGUUGAGAGUGAUGUGGAUAACGCUUUUUAAAAAAUGUUUCGGUCCUUUAGAAUGAAAUCAUUUAUAAUCAUAUAAUUUAUUGAAGACAAAAUAAAAUCAAUUUUUAUUUAAGCAUGACACUUUCUUUAUCUAAUCGAUUACGAAAAGUUUUAAUAGUUUCACUAGCGGCGAUACUGAUAUUAGACAAAUUGUACAGUCUUUGCAUGGGACGACGGCUGUGUGUCGUUUUUACAUAAUUUAUUAUCUGUAGUGUCGUCUCAAUCGCGACUUAAUUGAAUUAUGCCUAGUUGAAUAUGUAUGAAAUGUUUUAAAUGUGUUACAGCAUUUGAGAAUAUUUUAUGAUGUUGUAUAUAGUUUAUAUUUUGUUUUGUAAAAGGACAUUCUGUAAAUAUGCGACGUAACGAUGUACCGUUAAUUAUUUGCCCACUUUGCCAUUGUGUAAUGGAGCACAUUUUAAAGAAACCACUCGGAAUAUUUUGUACAGUUGUUAAGCGAGAUUUGUAGUUGAAUGAAUUAUUUUUAAGAUUUCGUUUUUGACCUUUUUUGUUAUUGUGAAUUGUCAAUUUUUUUAGGGAAUUGGGAUUAUACUGUAAAUAGACCUCACCAUAUUAGGUUUAAGAUCAAAUCCAAUGAUUGAUGUGGAAAUCAAAUUUUCUAAAUGGAGCAAUCAUUAGGAUUCGUAAACAAAAUGUUAGUAUAAUACUUGAUAUUAAUAUAACUUUAUAAAUAACUGA